ACUUCCUCCUCACCUCAUCACCACCCACCCUUUCGCACCAGCAUGUCCUUCGCCGGCACACGCUCCGGCGUGACACGCAACUUUGCGCACCUCAAGCCACCCAAACCCUCGUCCAAAUUUGACGCAAAGUCAAUCCCCUCGAACCUCCGCGAACCGCAGCACUUCGUCCAUCCGCAGGACCGAAUCCCCUUCUGGAACCUCGCGCCAGGCGAUGAAGUCAAGUUGCGCACCGGCCGUGUAGGCCAGGAUCUGGGAUUUGAUCCGCGUGAGAAGCUUAGGGGAGAAGGAAUAGUGCAGAGCGUGGACAAGAAGCGCAAUGUGCUUUAUCUGACGGAUACGGAUGCCAAGAACCCGCGAGCACCCAAGAGCUUGAAACAUAUCCCGUCGAGGAUGAUGGAUGAGAACGAGCCGGAGAAGGGAAGAGAGGGCAAUGUCGUCGAGGUACCGCGGGCUGUGCAUUACUCGAAUUUGGUGCUACGCAUCCCCCCCGGCGAGGGCGACAAGAAUGCCCCGCCGCGCUAUGCGUACAGGCUUGAGAGGCGGAACGUCCAUUACAACCGUCAUUUGCGCAGGUGGAUGUGGCAGCGCAUCGCCGUAGUCAAGGAAGCAGAUGGAACGACGUCACGCAUCGAGGUGCCCUGGCCAGAGCCGGAGCGACCACGCCCACAGAACAGGGCUGAGCUGACCAAGCGCGACGUCGUGGAGGAGGAGACGUGGCUUCCCUGGAGCCCAUUCGACCCUGUGCUGCUCAACCCCGAAAGGCCCUGGGCGAGUCCGAUCAGCGAGGCGCAAGUAGAGGUCAGGCGUAAGGAGAUGGCGCAGCGAGCUGCGGAGGCAAAGAGAGCUGCAGAUCUCGAGCGUGGCGAGGGGGCCAAGCGCCGCAUGGGCGUCUAUGCCGGAUUCGCGGAGAGGAACAAGCGUCAAGGCUAUCGCAAAGCCACUCCUGUUCCUCAGCCGCCUACGGCGAGCGAGAUCCUCGCUCUUGCGGGGCAGAAGCGAGCCGAUUGGGUUGCGGGCGAGGCGUCUACGCACAUUGAGAAUGGCGGGCGAUCAUUUGCUCCCUCCGACUACCUGGACCUCGCACCUAGAGAGGGCCCAGCUGCCGGGAACUGGACAUUACCCGUCGAUACCGAAGCAGAAAAGCGCGGCGCAGGCUAUGCGGCAGGAUUUUAUCGUCGUGACGAAGCCACUGGUCGCCUCGUCGCCCCUUUCCCCGAAGGCAAGGAAGACGGCCCCUCGUCCCCAGCCCUCCGUCUCUCGCGCGCCCACCUGGACUCAUUGCCCAUCGAGCUGCUCAUGCGCGACGACCUAGAGAACAAACACUCCCGCAAGCACAAGGCCAGGAGGAGGGCUAUCCGCGAAGAGGUUGAAGGGGAGUUGGCUCUUGAGGAGCAGAAGAGGGAGAGGGAGGAGGUACACGAGUUGAGGAAAGCGAUGCUAGAGAAGAUGAAGCUGCGCGAUGAAGCGGAGGAGGAGGCGGUGGCGGAGACAGCGGCAGAGGUAGCGGCAAAAGCCGUUGGGCAGCCACAAGCAGCACCUUCGGCGAGCGAGGCGGCCGAGGCUGCCAUUGCGCCUGAGGUCAGCGAGGAGAUCGCAGAGCAGGCUAGCGGCGAUGUCAAGAAGACGACGGGCGAGAAGACUUCAUAGCGGUGGCGAACGCAUAGCCAAUCUUACAAGUUGCAAGCUUGAGCGCAAAGUGGUGUGAUGGCGGUGAUGUGUGGGUGUGCAUGUGUGUGUGUGUGUGCGUGCAAUAGACUACAGGCUGGGGUCCAACGCGAUUGACUCUCCCAUUCUACUCGAUGCCCAAGAUGCCUCGUCGUCCACACGUCGUAUCGCGCCCCGGCACGCUGCGCCUGCUCUACUACUCCAA
Messenger RNA from Jaminaea rosea, 1870 nucleotides. RefSeq lists its product as hypothetical. The transcript has a single exon. Lineage: Eukaryota; Fungi; Basidiomycota; Exobasidiomycetes; Microstromatales. The record is from RefSeq and is a predicted model, not a curated record. Bases 43 to 1647 code for a protein of 534 amino acids.